CUCUCGCUACCCUUCAGUCCUGUCCUGCCCCAGCCAGAGACUCGUGCCACCUUCCUCACCCCCGAUCACCUCUUCUGCCGACUGGAAUGUAUGACUGAUGCACGCCAAUUCAGAUAACACGCCUUCUGCGACGGCCUCAGGGAUGGAGAUAAAGCACUGGAAAGAACAGGUGGUGGACCUGCUGUAUUGGCGAGAUCUGCAGAGGACGGGGGUGGUGUUUGGAGCCAGUCUGUUCCUGCUGCUGUCCCUCAGUGUGUGCAGUAUUAUCAGCGUGAUCUCCUACGUGGGCCUUGCCCUGCUGUCUGUCACCAUCUCCUUCAGGAUGUACAAAGGCAUUUUACAGGCUGUUCAGAAGUCAGAGAAUGGCCACCCCUUCAAGAUGUAUCUGGAUAAAGAUGUCGGGAUCUCUUCGGAGUUGGUUCAUAAGUACGGUGACACGGCUCUGGCGCACUUCAACUCUUUGAUUAAGGAGCUGCGACGACUCUUCCUGGUGGAGGAUCUGGUGGACUCGCUCAAGUUUGCAGUUCUGAUGUGGAUCCUGACCUAUGUUGGUGCCUUGUUCAAUGGUCUUACCCUUCUUAUUUUGGGUCUCAUAGGUGCUUUCAGUUGGCCGGUGAUCUAUGAAAAGCAUCAGGCACAAAUUGACCAUUACUAUGGACUGGUGAACAAGCAAAUCAAAGAUGUUUUGGGAAAGAUCCAGGCCAAGAUUCCCGGAGCAAAGCCAAAGACAGAGUGAAGAAAGUUAGCUAGUGUGUUAUUUCCGUGCACGAGAAGUGAUGGUGGAACAAGAGAAGACAGACAGAAUCGUGUUGUGUUUGGACAAAGGCCUUAGACGAUGCAAUGUAAACUUUACCCCCCUCCCCUCCCCUCCCCCCAGUGUUUGAGUUGUUAGCGUAGCUGAGAGAAUGAAACCUUUUUAAACCUCUUAUCAGUUUCUCUCACAAGCAGAGUCAUCUCUUUCACAGUAGAUCUAGUUCUCCAUGUUUUGAAGUAAACGCAGCUACCUAACACCAUUACAGAAUGUAGUCCGAGGAACUGAUGUUGGCAAAGGCAGCAAUCGAUGAGGAUUUUUCGUUUGCUAUUCAGUCCGUGAAGCGUUCACCUCGUUUGAAGGCCAUUUGUAUUAAUUUCAGUAUGAUAAAGGGAGUGAAAUCUUUUGGUUACGAAGUUCCUUCACAAUAAGUCUUUUGUUUUUAGCUCUUUUUUUUUCCCUUUUCUUUUUUCCUUUUUCAUUUGUACAUUGGCGUGCUUGAACACAGUGGUGUUGUGGUGUAACUGUGUUAAAGUUGAUGCAGUUGUGUUGGAGGUGAAGAUGCUUCUAGUCUUCUGUAGCAGAGUUUAAGAGAAGUUUUAUUUCGCACUUGCCUUCAAAGGGAUCUGUUAUGGCAUAUUUCACCCAACUAUUCAUUGUUUUUAGCAGUUUAGUGAACAAAAAAAAAGGGGCAAACUAGCAUGUAUGCUGUGCUGGCCUAUCACCUUCCUGUCAUGUCAAAAUCAACAUCAUGUUUGCAGAAUUUGCCGUCUCCAUCGUGGAUCGAAUACCUGAAACGGCACACGCUCUUAAUAAAAACUCACAAACUUCAAGCACCGUUUCUUCAUGCAGGUCAUUUGUAAAUGAUAAUUCAGUUUUGAUGAAAAUAUGCUGAAGACUGUCUGUGAAAUGCAUUGUGAAAAAUAAGCCAAUAAAAUACCAAUAAAGCUUGUAGACAAA
This is a messenger RNA of Sinocyclocheilus grahami, 1711 nucleotides long. RefSeq names its product reticulon 4a (gene rtn4a). NCBI's taxonomy places the organism in Eukaryota, Metazoa, Chordata, Actinopteri, Cypriniformes, Cyprinidae. Gene Ontology annotation, cellular component: postsynaptic density; neuron projection; endoplasmic reticulum membrane. The record is from RefSeq and is a predicted model, not a curated record. Bases 98 to 736 code for a protein of 212 amino acids. The transcript has 7 exons. Gene Ontology annotation, biological process: brain development; neuron differentiation; endoplasmic reticulum tubular network formation.